AUGACGCUCGACGCGCACUACCUCAGGGGCUCCAUGGCGGCCAUCUACUUGCUGCUCAAGCAUGCCUCCUGCCCGGAGUCGGUCUUCUUCCACUUCCUCGCUGCGGAUGGCGGCGGCGCUCCGACCGUCGCUGAAGUCUGGGCCGCCGUGGCCGCCUCCUUCCCGUCCCUACGGUUCGAGAUCUACCCGUUCCACGCCGACGCGAUCGCCGGGCUCAUCUCCGUGUCCGUGUGCACCGCGCUCGAGGCGCCGCUCAACUACGCGUGGAACCACCUCGCUGACCUACUCCCGCGCUGCGUGCCGCGCGCGAUAUAA
Messenger RNA from Miscanthus lutarioriparius, 315 nucleotides. Lineage: Eukaryota; Viridiplantae; Streptophyta; Magnoliopsida; Poales; Poaceae. The record is from the annotation of a GenBank genome assembly.